GCUGGACAACUCCUUUCAAAUAUCCAUGGAUACCAUCAACACUGAACUGGGUGCAUGCCUUCAAUGCACUGCUGUGGAACAAUUCAAAUGGUCUAUUCUUUCCAUCAGGUUUGAUCAGUGUGACAAAGCGGAAUAAAACUUUAUUAGACAGUCUUUCAGUAACAGUAAUUUUCCAAUACAGUGUACAAGAAACUACUAGUCCAGAACAUUGGACUAGUGAACAUUUGCUCCAAGUCAUAGGCCAACAUUAAUACCCAUGUGAAAUGGAAAAUCAAGAGAAGACUUUUCAGCCAGAUGCUGAUUCUGCAGUGAUGGAUUCAGAGAUCGGAACACUGAUCAAAUAUAUUGAAUGUCAGAUGGAGCAGGAGUAUUUCCAAACACUGGAAUCCUCACCAGAUCUCUGUAAUGGGCUUCCAGGAGUCCUAAGAUACAAAAGAGAGUCCCAAGAGAGGAUGUACAGUCAACAGCCCCAACCUCAACGGGACUCUCCAAUAUGCUGUCAGUUCUGUGGUUUGAAAGCUUGGCCUCCUCUGGAUCUAGGAUUUGCGGAGACUCGAGAGGACUUCUGCUGUGAGAACUACAGAGAGUUGUUCGAGAUUGUGGUCCAUGAAAAGCAUCUGUCUAUGAUACGUUCUGAGGCACAGUCAAUCGGACCUGCUCGACUAGAUGACCCCUUCAUCAAUGAGGACGAAGAGCUACAAGAUAAAGCACGAGAAAGAGGAAAACACAGAGAGAGAAAGAGAUAUGACAGAGCUGCUCAUUCCAGUUUAUUGGUAUCAAAGAACGAUGUGCCUCAUGAUAAUUCAGUUAUCAGUUUCCGUCUCUCUAACUGUGCACCCAAAAAGGAUCUUUGGAAAGUUAAAGAGUACAUGCAUGUGGACGAGAUCUCCGGACAAUGGACACAUGAUAAGUCUUCUGCGCUGGGGUCAGUUGAGUUUGGCUUAACUCAUCACCAGAACAAUUCAAGUUUCUUGGAGAAGUACUAUUCUAAUGGAGAUAAAUUUCUUACUGUGUUUCCAGAUGGUUCUGCACAAGUUUUCUAUCCUUCAGGAAACUUGGCUAUCAUCAUUCUCAUCUGUAAGAAGGAAAGGAUCUGUAUAGUACAGGAUGACAUGACGACGACUCUUUGCCCAGUCAGAGCCCUCUUUCAGUCUAAUGGCAGAGCCACUUGUUACCAUUGCAACGGCAGCAUUUGGUUGAGUAUGGGUGCUUGGGGUGGGCGGAGUCUAGAUGAGAGCGGGAGAAGGAUCCGAAUGUGGAGCUGGACAGACCCGGCUCAAACACCAACACCCCUGAGACCACUCUUUCUGUCGCUCAACAGAAACAUAGGGGUCCGGGUUCUUAACCAACAGUUGGUGUUUGUGUCAUUCCUUGCUUCAGGACAGCAAGCCAGGUUCAGAGUAGGCAACUGUGAGUCGUCCAAAGAACACAACACUCCUCCUCAACCGCUCAUGUGUAAAGAGGAACUAGUACUUCUGGCAUGCAGAGUUGGCCUUCACAUGGCUCUGAUACGGUUACAGCAGUGCCAAGCCUUUCCAUCCAGCCUCACACAUUUGAGGAUCAGACCUCCACCUUUCCUUCACUCGCUGGUCCGAAGGCUGCGGAGUUUGAGCCACAGAGUACAAAUGGAAGAGCCAGACAAGGCCUUUAUCCAGCGCUGUCUGAAGGCCUGUCCAUGAACUGACACUCACGCAAGACAUGAGAAGUCACUUUCAAACCAAGUAGCUUGCUGUGACCAAUGUGACAAAUUUGCGUGAGCAACUUAAACCCAGUGAGAAAUAAAUAUACGUGGGGAAAUCUCUCGCCCUCACUCGAAAUUCCAAUCGCUUGGAUUCUUAUCGGAACGACUGCUAAAUUGCCUGCUUAAAUAUGUCAAUCAAUGGUAAAUGUAACCAUACCUUAACAAACUUGGUAAAAAAAAAAAAAAAGUUAACAAUAAAUAGAGGUUCACCAUCAAAAGUGACCACAGAAAGUAAAUCUUAAAGGGAGAGUA
Messenger RNA from Rhinichthys klamathensis goyatoka, 1993 nucleotides. RefSeq names its product glutamate-rich protein 6. NCBI's taxonomy places the organism in Eukaryota, Metazoa, Chordata, Actinopteri, Cypriniformes, Leuciscidae. The record is from RefSeq and is a predicted model, not a curated record. Bases 264 to 1679 code for a protein of 471 amino acids. The transcript is spliced from 12 exons.